UCCCGUAAACAUCACUAGUAUCGAUCAAUGUAAAGACCAGCGUUGAUAUCGAGACUAUCGACAGUCGGAUCGAUCCGCCCACCACUACUUUCAGUAGCAGCAGCAACCAGCGGCUGCAGAGAGACAAGGGGGGGACAGCAACGGAGGAGAGAGGUCGAGCGAGUGGACAUUUGCUACAUCCAGAAGCCACGAAAACGACCGUGACAUAAGACAGAGCCCGUCAGCAGACACACAGACAGAGCCAUGGUGGAAUACUACCAGAUAUUAGGAGUUCAGAAAAAUGCAACGCAAGAGGACAUCAAAAAAGCUUACAGAAAAUUGGCUCUGAAAUGGCAUCCAGACAAGAACCCAGACAACAAGGAUGAAGCAGAGAAAAAGUUCAAAGAGCUGUCAGAGGCGUACGAGGUGCUCUCAGACGAAAACAAGAGGAAUAUAUACGACCGAUAUGGCAAAGCAGGCCUCUCUGGUGGAGGAGGAGGAGGGGGAGGAGGCCAUUACGAUCACUUUGGCGGCAGCGGCUUCACAUUCCGUAAUCCCGAGGACGUUUUCAGGGAAUUCUUUGGCGGCAGAGAUCCAUUUGCAGACUUUUUUGCUGACGACCCGUUUGAUGAUUUCUUCGGAGGUGGUCGCAGUCACCAGAGAGGCGCAACCCGGGGCAGGAUGGGUGGGUCGCUCUUUGGUUUCGGUGGUUUUCCAGCUUAUGGGCCUGGCUUCUCAGGGUUUGAUUCAGGUGCGUUUCACAGCAAACAACUUCAUAUUAGACUUUUUACAAGUAGAAAGUAUCACACGUUAUCCUUCUUAAUUAUUUUUUUAAACAUAGGUUUUAGCUCUUUUGGAAGCAUGGGUGGAGGAGGAUUCACCUCCUUCUCUUCAUCAUCUUUCGGCGGCGGAGGAGGCGGAGGGAUGGGUAACUUCAAGUCUGUGUCCACCUCCACCAAGUUCGUCAACGGCAGAAAAAUUACCACAAAGCGGAUCGUGGAGAAUGGCCAGGAGCGCGUGGAAGUGGUGGAGGAUGGUCAGUUAAAAUCUCUAACAGUUAAUGACAUCGCAGCCGAAGACCCCUUGGACGAGGACUUUCGUCGCCGCAGACCGAACGCGCUCCCCGGCCUUGGCCUGCACCAGCGCUACCUGAAGAACUCCGCCCAGAACCCCUCGGAGGAAGAGGAGGAGCACGGCCUGCAGAGCAUGAGCCUAACGAGAGGACACACGGACACCAAGAGGAAGAAACACUGGCUAAAAGAUGCAGACUCCAAAAAGAAAAGAGCUCCGCGACUCUUCCCUCGGUUCGGUGGACUCGGUACCUUUUUUUAAACACUUAACACACAUACACACACACACACACAUACACACACGUAUUUGUUGUUGGCAGAUGUGCCAUCAAUCAUAUGUGGCAUUAGUUCGUCUUUGCUAUGUAUCGAGAGGCCCAACGGCCCCACUGCUGCGCCAAAUCUCCUGUAUCAGCUGCAGCGCAGAUCAUAACUCCAGCCUGCGCAUCAUCAUCAGCCAAACGGUAGCCCCCAGAGACCUCGCGUCAACGUUUUGUUUUGUCUAAGAUGCAUUUGCGCUAAGUGGCCGUUGCUGUAUUUAUUGUGGGUGGGCCUGGCGGAUGUACAGUGAGCUUUAAGAAUUUAUUAAUCUCUUGUGAUUGGACUUUUCCGCUUUUUACAGCAUGUUUUGAGAAAAUGUUGUUGGAAGGGUUCAGGUAGGGGAAGAAUUUCAGUAGCAGCCUUGUUAGGAGUAAGCAUGGAAAUUACAGCACAAAUACAGUAUAGAAAGAGAAUUAGAGAAGGUCGAGCUGUUCGGUGUUCAUUAAAAGAGACAGUGAAGAGGGAUAACUGGUGUCACUGCUAUGUGAACUCAAUAACAUUAUCUACUCUUUUACUGCCACUUCUUAAACGUUACUAUUAGUUCAUCUUUGUUUUGUGUGAGUGGGUUCAGCAACAUGUUAACUUUUCAUGAGUGUAUCCGUAAAGGUUUUUUUUUUUUUUAAACGGUUUCCAUCAUCUGAUUUGUCCCUGAAUGACGGUUCUCAUGAUAACUGUGAGUGGAAAUGUCGGAAAAUGUUCAUUUUUUAUGGACUCCUACCAAUAAAUGCUUUAAAGAAAACCUG
This is a messenger RNA of Mugil cephalus (flathead mullet), 2110 nucleotides long. It is a transcript of the gene dnajb6b, whose product is annotated as DnaJ heat shock protein family (Hsp40) member B6b. Gene Ontology annotation, molecular function: Hsp70 protein binding; ATPase activator activity. Bases 244 to 1311 code for a protein of 355 amino acids. The transcript is spliced from 9 exons. Gene Ontology annotation, cellular component: endoplasmic reticulum membrane; cytosol. The record is from RefSeq and is a predicted model, not a curated record. Lineage: Eukaryota; Metazoa; Chordata; Actinopteri; Mugiliformes; Mugilidae. Gene Ontology annotation, biological process: protein refolding; positive regulation of proteasomal ubiquitin-dependent protein catabolic process.